Molecule: messenger RNA, 3229 nt
Organism: Telopea speciosissima
Lineage: Eukaryota; Viridiplantae; Streptophyta; Magnoliopsida; Proteales; Proteaceae
Exons: 4
Coding region: 730-2961 (743 amino acids)
Source: RefSeq, a predicted model, not a curated record
CACAUUGUGUGUGUAAAUUGUGUUCUGAUUCUGAACUCUCAGCUGCCAUUUCUAUUUCUAAUAGUUUUAAAGAGGAAGAGAUGAUGAAGAGAAGGGCGGGAAGGGGUCAGAUUCCGUUUUGGAUGCGUGUGUUUGUGCGUUUCAGGUUUAAUAAUUACUUUUCUGUUUCAGUGAUGCAUUAAGUUUUGAAGCAAUUAUAGUUCACUUUUCUUUUCUAUCUUUUAUGCCAACCAACCAACCCCCUUGCCUGCCUUCCUUGGUCAGAAACUUUUCGGCUGCUUUUAUAUUCUACUAAAAUCUAAACUCCAAGUCCCAUCUGGUUCUUGGGUUUUCUCUGUUCUAUGUUUGGUGUACUAUUUCAAAUCUCUUCAGAGGAGUAGCAAAAGCUAACUUUCCAAUCUGGGUUGUAGAAGAUCAAUCGUUUCCUUCUCUGAGUUUUCACCUUUUGAGCUGUGUUGACCUUCACAAGCUCUGCUGGAGCCUCUGCACUCUCGCCCAAAUUUUCAAGAAUUUGUUUUUUUGAUUUGGGAUAUUGGGUGUUUUUUACUCUUUCUUAAAUUCCUUUCGUUUAAGAUCGGUUCGCAUAGUAAUUUAUUAAUUGUUUCUAUAUAUAGCUCCUAGUAUUAUAAAUAUCCAUUAAAAGGUUUUUGUUGUGUUGAUCUCGCGCCCAAAACCAGGGAGUUUCCCCAUCUGGGUUUUAUAGAGUGAUGCGUUUUGAAGGUUUUUGUUAUGGCGAGUUUGGUCCCUGGUGUUCUCUUGAAGCUUCUACAGCACAUGAACACAAAUGUGAAGGUUGCUGGCGAGCACAGAUCAUCACUGCUUCAGGUUGUUAGCAUUGUUCCUGCACUUACAGGUGGAGAGCUCUUCCCAAACCAAGGGUUUUAUCUCAAGGUAUCAGAUUCUUCUCAUGCUACCUAUGUAUCUCUACCUGAUGAACACGACGAUUUGAUUCUUAGUGAUAAGCUUCAGCUGGGUCAGUUCAUUCAUGUUGAGCGGCUUGAGGCUGCUUCUCCUGUGCCUAUUCUAAGAGGGGUGAAGCCAGUACCUGGUAGACACCCCUGUGUCGGCAGCCCUGAAGAUCUGGUUGCCACUCACUCUCUUGGAUUCCUCAAUUCAUCUGGAUCAAACCCUGCCCAGAAGUUGAAAACAUCAUCGAAGGUCUUGAAUGGUAGCAACUCAAUUGGGGAUAGAGAGAAGAAUUCCAGAACUGUGUCCAAAGGUGUUAAGAGGAAUCCAAUUGUGGAGAAACAAAACGGUAGUGCUAAGGUUGAGUCGUCUGGUAAGAAGGUGGACAGCCCGCUAAGUAGAUCAAAGUCUCUGGUAUCGAAGACUGCUUUGAAUCUGGCAGAGAAGAAGGAAUCAAAGUCGAAGUCUUCGAAUUCAUGGUCGAUCCCUUCGUCGCCGACAAGUUGUUACUCUUUGCCUACUUCAUUUGAGAAGUUUGCUAAUGGAGUUAGACAGCAAGCAAAUAUCAAGAGGCCGGAUAAGGCAACUGGUGCGUUGGGAUUAAUGGAGAAGACAGCUUCUAUUUUUCGGGCAAGUUCUGCAGGGAAGAAGGUGCCUGCAGGGAAUUCUAUUGGGAAUGUGUUUCAGGGGAUUGAAUUUGGAUCCAAGGCUUUGAGGAAGAGCUGGGAAGGGUGUAUAGACAUGAAGAAGGGUAGGGAGAAUUCAAGCUUGGAGGUUGCCGCCAAGUAUGAUUUGAAACCUGAAGCUCGGAGCAGCUCGCAGGUCUCUCGGAGGAAUCCAGCAAUAAAUGAAAAGUUGUCAUCUAAAGAGGAAAAUGUUCAGAUGACUGCAAAAAAAGUUACUGCAAAUGGAGGUCUCAGUGAUCUUGAUAAGUCAAAUAAUCAGCGGACUUCUGUCGGAAAGAAAACAUCAGAAGUUGCUAGCAAUGGGCUACCUGGGAACUUAGUCAAGGUUCUUCUCAAUAACAGAAGAUUGACAGAUGGUAGUGUUUCAUGGUCUUCGAUCCCAUCAUCUCUUGCUAAGCUUGGAAAGGAGGUUAUGAAGCAAAGAGAUGCUGCACAAAUGGCAGCUAUUGAGGCCAUGCAAGAAGCCUCUGCUGCAGAAAGCUUAAUACGUUGUUUGAGCAUAUUUGGUGAGUUAACUUCCUCUGCCAAAGAGGACAACCCACAGCCUAUAGUUGAGCAGUUCUUGAGUCUUCAUGCAAGCUUGAAAAGAUCCCGCCUGGUUGCUGAUUCCCUAUCAAAGACUACCUCUACAGUAUGUUCUCCAAAUAAUGAAGAUGAUCCAUCUGAAGAAGCACUGAAGAUCUCUUCAGAGAGACGUAAACAUGCAGCUUCAUGGGUUCAAGCUGCAUUGGCCACUGACUUGUCAUCAUUCACCGUAUUUAAUAAACAACCAAUUUCCUCCUUGGGACCAGCUAAAACUCCAUCUCAAAGCCAACGAGUUACAUCUGCCAACCAACCCGCCAUACUAGUGCUUGAGAACUCAACGAAGAAUUCUUCAACAAAGCCCCAGGCAAAAACGCGCACUUUUGUUGCCUCUAAGCUUGUCACACCUGGGACCCCUCGCCGAGCUGGGACUGCCCCAUCCUUGGCUCAGAAGUCACAAGCUACACCAGUUGAGUGGAUCCAAGGAAAUGGCAUUGAUGAGGCUGUUGACUUGGCACAGACAUUAAGAGCAGAGUCCCAGGACUGGUUCUUGGGAUUUGUUGAGAGGUUCCUAGACGCCGAUGGUCACACCACAUCUAUGUCAGACGGUGGUCAGAUAGCAAGUAUGCUGUCUCAGCUCAAGAAUGUGAAUGACUGGUUGGAUGAAAUUGGGUCUUUGACAACAGAUUAUGACGGGUCUCGCGUUUUAGCUGAGACAAUUGAUAGGCUGAGGAAGAAGAUCUAUGAAUAUCUUCUCACACACGUAGAAUCUGCUGCAGUUGCUGUUGGUGGUGGAGCACAGAGUACACAAUCAAAUCGAACAACAGAAACAAAAAUGACAAGAUGACAGUUAAAACAAAUAUAUAUACUGCUCAGCUGCAGUGGCCUGUGAAAGUGAUCCUACUUAUCCAACAAGCAAGUGGUUAUGUUGCGAUCGCUAAUUGAUGUGUAUAUAUAUAUAUACUGCAGAUCAGGGGCAUAAAGCAGGGUGUUCAUAAUUUAUGAUCAUGAUGCAAAGUGUUCGAUAGGAACUGAAGGAUGCUAGCUUCAUGUGUUACUCAAAAUUUAUACAAAUGACUGUAGUUAAGAUGGGAUGGGAUGGGAAUGUUAUACAA